This is a messenger RNA of Closterium sp. Naga37s-1, 813 nucleotides long. Lineage: Eukaryota; Viridiplantae; Streptophyta; Zygnematophyceae; Desmidiales; Closteriaceae. The record is from the annotation of a GenBank genome assembly.
AUGAGUGCAGGUACAGCGUGGCGAUGCGGCGUGCUGUGCCAUUCCCCUAUACCUCCCGUAAAGCCUCCCGUCCCUCCCCCAUGCUUCCCCGCAGCCGCGCCCGGCCAGGCAUGGUCGGCGCUCGUCCCGUGGGGCUGCGCGCUGUACGCCUCUCAGGCGGGCGUCGCGGCGCGUAUCAUGGUGGGGCGCGCGGGAGAGGUGCCCAUAGGGGAGGGCAAGGGAGGAUGGGCCGACAGUGCCGCCGCUUCGAGCACUCUUCAAUCCGAAGCUGCUGGCGCGGCGUCGGAGCAGCGUGGUGCGGGGUUGAGCGGGGGAGAGGGGGGUGCAGCAGGAGGCGCGGGGAGGCUAGUGGAGCAGCAAGGCCCGUCGAUCAAGGAGGAGUCAGCGGGUGGUGCGGGCGGGGGUGAUCAACCAGCACACUCUGCGGCUGUAGGUGCUGCAGCCGUUGAGGUUACGGAUGGCGCGAGCACAGCCGUUGGGGCCUCAGAUGGCUCAAUCGCAACCGUUGAUGCUUCACAUGGCAGCACGUCCGCUGGCAGUAACAGCGGCAAGGCCGGGGGCUCGUCAGAGGCGGCGGAGCAAGCAGAGCAAGCAGCAUGCGAGGGCGCUGCGCUGACAGAGGAGGCCGUGCGCGCAUGGCAGGCGGAGGAACACGCAGCGUUUGGGCGCGUGCAGGUGGAGGGGGGCGUGGAGGGGAAAGGGGUGGAGGGCGGGCAAGGGGGCGUGGCGGAGGCGGGGGUGAACGAGGAGGUGUGCUUCACGGUGCGAGCAUUGGAUUCCAAUGGGAGGGCAUUUGACAACGGGUGCAGGUAG